Messenger RNA from Sycon ciliatum, 4256 nucleotides. RefSeq names its product paired box protein Pax-1-like. The record is from RefSeq and is a predicted model, not a curated record. Gene Ontology annotation, biological process: anatomical structure development; regulation of transcription by RNA polymerase II. Bases 989 to 2428 code for a protein of 479 amino acids. Lineage: Eukaryota; Metazoa; Porifera; Calcarea; Leucosolenida; Sycettidae. Gene Ontology annotation, molecular function: DNA-binding transcription factor activity, RNA polymerase II-specific; RNA polymerase II cis-regulatory region sequence-specific DNA binding. The transcript has 6 exons.
GUGCGUGUGUGCUAGAUGCUUGAGUAGCGUUCUGUGAGGAAGGGAGGCUGUUUCGUCUCUUUCACUUCCAACCCGAACAGUCCACAAAACAUUUUGUUAAAAGGAAAUAGUAUUGGCUGCGAUCUGUAACAGAUAAAUUGUAGUAUUCGCUUGGGGCCUUGUAGAUACUCACUGUACACGGCGACUAGUAACGUGCACUUCCUCUGCUUGCCUGUUGGCGCGUAACUUGGUGAUACAGUGAUACAGUGAUAGUGCCAUAGUGGUGUGAGCAGCGAGUAGUCAGUGCUGGUUCGUGUCGUUCUCAGUUUGCUGUGCUAAAGUGAAGGUGCACAUUACCCCACCUUCCAAGCUUCUUUGCCACCGAAGCAGCAGCAGUGUGUGCGCGGGUGCGCGGUGUGCGUGUGCGAAUUGUGUGGUGCGGUGUGUAUGUUGAAGUUCGUGCUGAUACUGAUUAGCUCAGCACGUGCGGUGCUACUCUACAAAACUCAUUCUGGCAAACAGCUGGCGCAGAGGCACCAGCACACUGAGCAAAGAGGACUUCAGUCGAGAGCACUGUUACUCCACUGGCAAGGGCAGCUUACUGCUAUGGCCCGCUAAUACUAGUACUAGUACUAGACUGGUGCGGAGAGUUCUUGCAAUAUCCUCCAACUGCCUCUCAUGCGGUAGCCCGUCACUUACCACCAGCGGCUGCACAUAUUGCAAGUAAUUAUCGUAUUAGGAGAACUGACCAGCUUCGCAUACAGACUGAUGAUAGACGGCCUCGGAUAUCCAGAUUCAAACUACUUAUAAAGUCAUUCGUAUACUCAUCAGGUCUCUCUGCUCGUCACGCUGGUUGUAUCGUGAGGAAACCUUUCGUCAAUCAAUUCAACCCAUUGAGUUACUCGCCUGGAGAAGAGCAGCAGAGUACAUAACAUACGUUACAUAGCUACCUGUACCUACUUCCAACGGCGUUGCGUGCGCGCGUGUGUGUCCAUCAUCGUCCUCCUUCAUGUACGGAACAGCAGAGAACGAAUGGGGACAAAACGGCGUCAACCAGCUUGGCGGAGUGUAUGUAAACGGAAGACCGCUACCCGAUGCAAUCCGCAGGAGAAUCAUCGAACUGGCACACAAUGGCGUUCGGCCGUGUGACAUAAGCAGACAAUUGCGAGUUUCUCAUGGAUGUGUCAGCAAGAUACUAGGAAGAUAUUAUGAAACCGGUAGCAUCAAACCAGGCGUGAUCGGCGGCAGCAAACCCAAGGUAGCCACACCAUCAGUCGUGCAAAAGAUCGAGGAGUACAAGACGAACAAUCCCAGCAUGUUUGCAUGGGAGAUCCGAGACAAAUUACUCACGGAACAUGUGUGCGACAAGAAGAACGUCCCGUCGGUUAGUAGCAUCAACAGAAUUGUACGGAAUCGAACGCAGAAGAAAGUUCCUCAGCUGAUGUCACACUUGAAUGGUUCAGUGUGUGAAGAGGGCAAGAUGGAUAACUAUGUUCAUCCUUACGACCCAAUGCUGGGAAGCUAUUCGAACAACUCACUCGUUUCGCAUGUUGGGCCACCACCAGUACAGGGUCAUAUGACCACCAUGGCAGCAGGCAAGGCCGGUGCUGGUCGAUACCAGCAGAACGGUGUACCCAUCCCGGAGCAACAGAACGGCUACAAUGGCAUGAACAGCCUGGGCGUGUUGUCGCCAAACUCCUCGUCCCACAUGCCACCCAUGCACACGCUCUACCCGAGCCAUGUGUUCAGCUACAUGCAAGCGCAGCCAGCACUGACCAGCAUGGCAGGUAUGAUGCCAGGGGCAACAGCCACAGCAACUCCUGUUAUCAGCAGCAUGGGACAUUCACCUGAAUUCAGCCAACGCGACUGGGGCCCACUGGACACACCACAAGCCAGCAGCGAAGAAACUAAUGGCGAUCAAGCAGAACUUGUGAAUGGUCUGAACCAUGGAGACAUGAUGACUGUUCAAGGCUUCUCAGAUCAUAAUGUCCAGCCAUGUCAAACACCGGACAACCUCGUGCAAACGGAGAGUCCUGAAUCGCCCAGCAAUACGGACCACCUGAACAAGGAGAUUGCAGGGGAAAACCCCUCCCUGAACCCGCUCAGUCAGUACAGUAUGAUUCAGACCUCUUCAGGCCUGUCCGUGAUCGACCCAUAUGCAGCUCAUAACCAGUUCAGUAUGGCCAUGACUUAUCCCAUGAAUGGCUUGCCCAACGGUGCUUCCCAUGGAAACGGCAUGCCCGAAGUUUCAUCCCCGCUGCCUGUUCACAUGGCCGGUCAGUUCCCCACAUCCUCCACUGCAAAUUUACUUCUGAACAUGGAUAACAAGACGUGGCCAGCACCAUUCGACAACCAGACGCACAUGCCAAGUAGUCCGGCCCAAGCGUUGAGUUCAGCCGAACACCAGCAUAGCAUCCUGAGCAGCCAACUGGUGGAUGUGCGUCAGUAAAGCCAAUCCGUGCUACAUCAGGUCCACUGGAACCGGUCCGGUUGGUCAGGUCAUUACCGGGCCAACUGUUUGACCACCAGCACGUGCUUCCUACUGUGGAGGACGUGUGUACCCACGAUAUCGUACACAAACUGUAUGAAAGGCCGUAUUACCACUGGCCCAAGGCUACUACGGAUAAGUAAGGACACUUCCGGACUGCGUCCAUCAGUCCUGUACACUAACAUCACCGUGUCCUCUCAAGCCGCCUGAUACAAGUCAUGGCAUAUUGCGUGCAGCUGGCUGCCAAGCCUUGAUUCUCCUUGAUCUCGUCCAAAUGAGAACACCACAGCCUCUCUGCCUCAGCACUGCACACUAAGAGCACCAUCACCGUGUGUGUGCUGUGCACCACCAAUUGCAAGAAGCCGAGAAGCGCUACGCCAGCACUGUAAGCACAACACUGUCCCACAGCUCCCCCCCCCCCCCCUCGCCCCUCGCCCCCUCCCAGCCCUCCUCCUAUCCUGCACUCUACAAUAUCCAUAUUCAUGUUGAGUCAGUCGAGAAAACAAGUAUGACAACUGAGAUAAAAAUUCCUUGCUGUACGCUAUAUCCAACACACGUUGUGUCAGUCACUUGUUUUGGUAAUUCCACACACCCACAUUUAGUUUGCAGAACCAUGACAAUGGUAACUUGAGAUGUCCAUGCUACUUUUGGCGGAUGCAGUUAAUGGGAUUUCGGUCUUUGACCUCUUCGUGGUGGGUCUGAUCUACUCACCUCCCACCGCUUAGGAGCUGCAUCUGCGCCUUGAUCCUAGAUGAUGGUGGCGUUCCUACGGAUGCGGGAAAACCGUGAAAUGGUUUUGUUUUUUCUGUGCGGCAUUCCAAUGACUCUGAGAGACAAGAAACCAACCAUGGUUCAUGUCUGUCCCUGACAGUCUCUCAUAGGCCUUUUCACAGAAACAAGGCUUGCAAAUUCAUAUCCAGCUGCUGGUGCUUUCUGCACGGUUACAAAUCACGCACUCACUUCACACCACUAUGCCAUAUUUAUGUUAUGGUCUCCUUUCAGGGAUCCUGCAUCUUGUCUUUUCUAAAUUGGCUUUGGCGUUCGGUGACUUGCUUCAUGAUUCUUCUCAGAUGAUAUAUCUUAUCAUUCUUAUGUGAUCGAUUUUUUUUAAAUUUGAUAUUCCCCUCCUCCUUGUUAAUAGUGAGGAUGACAACCCUAGAGUCCAGUCAUAAAGCUGAAUAGAAAUCCUGUACAUGGUACAAAACUACCCCAUGUUUGCCUUUCCCAGCCUGAUACAUCUGAAUAUACUGAAAGUGACCCCAAUCUCUCAUUUCAAAGUCUAGAGUUUGUUUUCAAAUUAAGGCAAAGUUCCGCCGAGUCAGUAGUAGUAGAAUUUAUAGAAUUUAUUAAUUGAUAGGGAAAGCCUUGCCACAGUUCAUUGUACAUACACCAUUCCAGCGUUUAUACGUCGUCAUCUGUACUCAAUCACUAGGUAUGGUAUAUUCUAUUUUACUUCGCCAGAAUGAACAGGCAUUGCUGCCUCAGUUCUUGCCUGGACAAGUGGAUUGUCCAAGCUCUCACAAAAGGACGAAGAGGUGCCAUACAAAUUGCUGUACAUAAUAUCGCAGUGCUGUUGCUGCAGUUCGUCGUGCUUAUAGCCAAGCUACUGCGGCUGUCUGCCUUGAUCCUUACUCGUCUGCUGAUCAUGCACUAAGAUUGUUGUUUAAUCAAGUCCAGUUUCUUUUCAUUUGAACAAUCAAUCUGGUCUAAUUCAAUUCAAUCGUUUCCCGCAAUUUCCCAUUUCCCGCAAUGAGCUCCUUAAUACCAAGAAUAUACUUUCAAAACCUGA